GGCGUUAGGAGUCAGUUUCGGUGCGUCGCGGUCGCAUUUACACGUCGAGCAUGUGUCCUUCGCUAAGCGAGUGAAGAGAUCGAGAGCGUCGAGAGAAAGAAGUCUUCGACUGUCUAAACAAGUGGUAAACGAUAAUGUGCAGAAAAGCACAGCCGACGUCGAUGAUCAUGUUGAUGACGAUAGCAACAAUCGAGAGUGCCAUGGGUUAAAAGAAACCCCCUUUUCUCACCGGUUUACCCAUGGACGCAACGCGCGGAAAAUGGGUCCGGUGGACGCUGAUGGUCCUCUUCUUCGUCGCCACUGUGUGGAGCGGAGGUCUGGAUUUGCAAGGACCGCUCUUCCUGCAGGAACCACCGCACCGGGUCGAAUUCAGCAACAGCUCAGGUGGGAGAGUCGACUGCACCGCACACGGAAGUCCGUCACCGGAAGUGGAGUGGAUCCAGGCGGACGGAUCUCCGGUCCGACAGAUUCCUGAUCUGAGGUUGCUCUUUCCAAAUGGAUCGCUGAUCUUCCCGCCGUUCUCCAGCGACCGUUACAGACACGACGUGCACGCCGCCAUCUAUCGGUGCCGUUUGCGAAGUAGCCUGGGCAGCGUCCUCAGCAAGGAUGUCCACGUCAAAGCAAUUGUUAAGCAAAAGUACGACAUCCAAGUGCACGACGAAUACGUAAUAGGUGGUAAUACGGCCGUGCUGAAGUGCAAGAUACCCAGCUACGUCAACGACUACGUGAUGGUCACCUCCUGGGUGCAGGACUCUGCGAUCAACAUCUACCCGAACACGGACAUUGGUGGUAAAUACGUGGUGCUUGCAAACGGUGACCUCUACAUAAGCAACGCAGGACCAGGAGACGGCUACAAGAACUACGCCUGUCGCACCGUGCACAGACUCACAGGCGAGGUGCAGAUUAGCUCGUAUCCGGGAAGGGUCAUCGUCACCGAGGCCAAGGACACGGUGCAGCCGAGGAUCACGGUGGACAAGUACAAUGCUCGUCGCAUCGCUCUCGGAGAGGACGUCACGUUGCCGUGCGUUGCCCAAGGUUAUCCCAUUCCCAGUUACUACUGGAAACGCGAACUGCAGGGCCAGAGUGUACCUGUUGCGCUCGGCGAGAGGCUCACCAUCCUCACAGCCGGACUCCUAAAGAUCUCCAAGGUGCGUUUGGAGGAUCGAGGUAUAUACAUGUGCUACGCCAAUAAUUCUGCAGGAGAGGAAAGUGUUCGGGUAACCUUGGAGAUAACAGCUCCUUUAUCGGCGCACGUGCAGCCGCAAGUUCAAGUGGUUGACGUUGGUAAGCAGGCGAGUUUCCAAUGUAUAGUGGGUGGGCAUCCCGUGUCGCAGAUAAGUUGGUUGCAUAACGGGAAACCUAUUGCGCCUGACAACAGGGUGGAAGUGAUGGUGGAGCCACCUAGGCUGACCAUCAGGCAGCUAUCCAAAGACGAUCGAGGCAUGUACCAAUGCAUGGUGAGCAACAACUGGGAUCAAGCCCAAGCCACAGCUGAACUGGACAUGGGCGAUGCCGGCCCCGAAUUGGUCUACUGGUUCUCCGAGCAAACACUUCAACCGGGUCCGACAGUUUCUUUAAAAUGCGUCGCUUCUGGAAACCCUCCGCCCCAAUUCACUUGGACAUUAGAUGGUUUUCCAAUACCCGAUCAUCCUAGAUUCUUGGUUGGACAGUACGUCACUAUACAAGACGAUGUUAUAAGUCACGUGAACGUAACGAAUAUCAAAGCUGAGGAUGGUGGCGAAUACACGUGCACCGCUCACAAUUCGGUGGGGAAGAUUGCGCACAGCGCCAGAGUUAACGUGUUCGGAUUACCAUUCAUAAGGCAGAUGCCGAAGAUAACGGGCGUAGCAGGAAGCAGCCUCAUUAUCAAGUGCCCUGUGGCCGGAUAUCCGAUCGAGACGAUCAGCUGGGAGCGAGAAGGACAAAUUUUACCAGUCAAUCGUAGGCAGAGGGUUUACGCUAAUGGAACCCUCGUCGUCGAGCAAACUCAAAGGAAAGAAGAUGCCGGAACUUACACUUGUCAGGCGCAGAAUCGACAGAGGAAUUCCUCCAGGCGCGAUGUCGAAGUGCAAGUGAUCGUGCCUCCCAAGAUCCUUCCUAUUAAUCCGAUGACGGAUCUGCUGAGGGAGGGAAUGCGGGCGGCGAUAACGUGUCAGAUUAUGGAGGGCGAUCUUCCAAUCAACUUCCGGUGGGAGAGGAACGGAAAACCGGUUUCGAACAACGUCGCUUUGGGGACGGUCGUACGACGCAUCGAUGAGUUCUCUUCUUCGUUGGUCAUCGAUCAGGUGUCUUCCGCACACACCGGAAAUUACACGUGCAUCGCGAGCAACGUGGCAGGCGCCGAACGAUACGUCGUCCCUUUAACGGUGAACGUUCCACCCAGAUGGACGGUGGAGCCUUCAGAUUCGAACGUGGCGGCAGGACAGGAGGCGACGCUCAACUGUCAAGCCGACGGUUACCCGACACCUGCGAUCACUUGGAAAAGGGCUGUUGGAAGUCAACCUGGUGAAUACAAGGAUUUUAUGUUUGAGCCAAACGUGCAUCAGUAUCAGAACGGUUCGCUCAGUUUCUCUCACGUCUCGAAGGAGAACGAAGGUCAAUAUCUGUGCGAAGGGAAGAACAACAUCGGAACUGGCGUGAGCAAAGUGAUCUUCCUCAAAGUGAAUGCGCCCGCUCAUUUCCCGCAAAAAUCGAAGCAGAUUCAGGUGGUGAAGGGAGAGCAGGCGCAUCUCCAGUGCUCAGCAAUCGGCGACACUCCGAUGGAGAUCAUGUGGAAGAUGGGUGGACAGCAGAUUGCCAACGAGAUCGAUCAGAGGUACAGCAUCAGGGAGCAAACGUUGGCCGAAGGAAUGGUCUCGGAAUUGGGCAUCGAAAGAACCAUAAGACAGGACACCGGGGUCUUCACUUGCUCAGCUUCGAACGCUUACGGCCAAGAUAAAAUGAGCAUUCAACUGAUCGUGCAGGAGAUCCCCGAGUUCCCGAAGAACGUGCGCGUCACCGAACAAUUGAGUAGAUCCAUAGGGAUUUCUUGGACGCAACCGCACGCCGGCAACAGUCCAAUCAGUACGUACAUUGUGCAGUUCAAGCAGGGAUCUGAAUCUUGGCCGGCUCAACCUUCGAAGGUCUCCGUUCCCGGCUCGCAGACAUCGACGACGGUCGAGAAUUUGAAACCUUCGCAGAUUUAUCACUUGAGGAUUUUGGCUGAAAAUCGACUAGGAUUGAGCGAGCCGAGUCAGGUGGUGCAGGUGAGCACUCUGGAGGAGGUCCCGAGUGGCACGCCGUUGGAUGUUAGGGCGGAAGCGAAGAGCUCUUCGGAAUUGAUGGUAACCUGGGAACCGCCACCUAGAGAUAGCUGGAACGGGAAUCUCCUUGGUUACCACGUCGGUUACCAAGUGAUAUCCAAGGACACGCAGAAUUCCAACAAGUACACGUUCAAAAGCGUCGAAGUGCGACCUCAUUUCGGAGGUGAGGCAAUCCUGCAGAGUCUUCAGAAGUUUGCAACUUACAGCAUCAUUGUUCAGGCUUACAACAGUAGAGGAUCCGGACCUGUCAGCGAAUCUGUGACUUCACGAACUUUAGAGGAUUCUCCUUCGUUACCACCGGAUAAUCUGCAAUGUUCCGUGCUCAGCGCUCAAAGCCUCCUAAUUUCCUGGGAACCUCCAUUGGCGGAAGGACGAAACGGCGUUAUUCAAGGCUACAAGAUCACUUACCAUUCUGUGGGUGAAUGGUUCGAUAAUGAUGAUCAGCAAACGAAAGUCAUCACGCAACUGCGAACAACCAUUUCCGGUUUGAGGAAGUACACUAACUACUCGAUAACUGCUCUGGCAUACACCGCAACGGGUGAUGGAGUUCGAUCUGAACCUGUCUACUGUCACACCGAAGAGGACGUUCCAUCAGCGCCAGAGGAGAUCAAGGCCGUUCUAAGCGGCUCCAAUCGUAUACUAGUUUCGUGGCUUCCGCCCAAGUUCAGCAACGGCCCUUUAACCGGAUACACUUUCUACAUGAGCACCCUGGUGGAUGGGAAGGAAGAGGGCACCAACAAACGGGUGCUCAGUCCUGCGACGGAGAUGCACGAGACAGUGAGGCUGCAGGACACGGCCACCUGCCAAUUCUGGGUCACCGCCUCGACAAGGGUGGGUGAAGGGGAAAGCACUAGAGUCGUGACGGUGUCUCUGUCGAAGACUGUACCAGCGAGGAUCGCUUCCUUCGGAAGAGAUGUUAUCAGCGCUUGGAAGCAGGACAUAACGUUACCUUGCAAGAGGGUUGGAAGUCCACUUCCGACGCCCGUUUGGAGAUGGAACGAUCAGGCUUUGGAGGUUGGUGGUCGCAGGAUCAUCACUUCCAAUGCUACGCUUAUUAUCAAGGAUGUGCAGAGCGUCGAUCAGGCCAAUUAUUCCUGCAGCGUUGAGAAUCAGUAUGGAAGGGAUACAGUUAUUUACAAUUUGAGGGUGCUGGUGCCUCCGGAACCACCGGUUCUUGCAGUCAUCGAUUCCUUUGCGGAUAGUCUGAAUCUCAGGUGGAGCGAUCAAAAGAACGGAGGUUCUCCUAUUCUCGGGUACGUUAUUAACUACAAGAGGGAUCACGGCGAUUGGGAAGAGCUGCAAAUCUCCGCACGCACCGACGAGCACAUGUUGAGGAACCUCUGGUGCGGUACAAUGUAUCUGCUAUACAUCACGGCCUACAACAGAAUCGGCACAGGAUUACCAUGCGACAUAGUCACAGCACACACAAAAGGAACAGUUCCGGUGAAACCGAAGCAAUCGCAGAUGCUGACGAUGAACGCGACCGUGGUGACCGUAUGGCUGGACUCGUGGGGUGACGGCGGUUGCGGUAUCCUAUACUUCGCCAUCGAGUACAGAAGUCUGCGGCACAUGUCGUGGAUCAUGGCCUCGAAUCACGUGAAACCGACGGAGAGGAUAUACAGCAUCACCGAGCUGUGGCCUGCUACCGAGUAUCAGCUCAAGGUGACCGCGCACAAUAACGCCGGUGAUUCCCCUGCCAUCUACAAUUUCACAACCUUAACUUUACUUGGAGUUGCUCCAGAACUGGCGCCACCUGUCUCGCAUUCCGGUGAUCAUCCUCUAGCGAACGCGCGCGUUUGGGUGCCUAUCAUCCUCUCGAUUUUGGUGCUCGUCGCUCUUGUGGCAACACUGUUUUGGCGUAGAAGUAAGUUAAUUUAAAGCAGAGUUUUCCAA
Molecule: messenger RNA, 5195 nt
Organism: Nicrophorus vespilloides
Lineage: Eukaryota; Metazoa; Arthropoda; Insecta; Coleoptera; Silphidae
Gene: Dscam4
Product: Down syndrome cell adhesion molecule-like protein Dscam2
Exons: 15
Coding region: 240-5180 (1646 amino acids)
Biological process (GO): dendrite self-avoidance; homophilic cell-cell adhesion; axon guidance
Cellular component (GO): axon; plasma membrane
Molecular function (GO): cell-cell adhesion mediator activity
Source: RefSeq, a predicted model, not a curated record